This is a messenger RNA of Cladophialophora psammophila CBS 110553, 1833 nucleotides long. RefSeq lists its product as uncharacterized. Bases 1 to 1833 code for a protein of 610 amino acids. Lineage: Eukaryota; Fungi; Ascomycota; Eurotiomycetes; Chaetothyriales; Herpotrichiellaceae. Gene Ontology annotation, biological process: nucleotide catabolic process. Gene Ontology annotation, cellular component: cytosol. The transcript has 2 exons. Gene Ontology annotation, molecular function: hydrolase activity. The record is from RefSeq and is a predicted model, not a curated record.
AUGUUCGUCUUUGCCACCGUGACUUUAGCCCUCCUCAUAGAGUCCACCCUCUCAAAGCAACCAUCAGCCCCCGAAGCAUAUGCAUCUCCACUCAGAGACCUCCGCUUCGGGCAGCUAAACUUCUUACACACCACGGACACCCACGGCUGGCACGCCGGCCACUUACUCGAGCCGUCUUUCAGCGCAGACUGGGGAGACUACGUCGACUUCGCGGCACGACUAAGAGAGAAACUCGAAGCAGAAGGCCGAGACCUGUUGAUUGUCGAUACGGGAGAUCGUAUCGAGGGCAAUGGUCUCUAUGACGCAUCGGAGCCCAAAGGGCUGUUCACGUUCGACAUCUUUCGCGAGCAGCACAUGGACAUCAUCUGCUCGGGCAAUCACGAGCUCUACCAACAGAAUUCGUCCGAAAAUGAAUAUCUGAUCACUGUCCCGGCCUAUGCCAGCAGUUACCUUGCUUCCAAUCUCGACAUCCUUGACCCAAAUACCGGGGAACUGGUCCCCCUUGCCCCCAGGUACAAAAAAUUCACCACGAAGAAUCAAGGCAUUCGUAUCGUGAGCUUCGGGUUCCUCUACGAUUUCAACGGAAAUUACAACAAUACCGUGGUCCAGCGAGUCGAGAAGACAGUUCGAGAAGCUUGGUUUCAGGACGCAAUCCGCGAUCGAGAAGUUGACCUGUUCGUGAUCAUUGGCCACGCCGCUGUACGAUCAGAGGAAUUCGAAAUCGUUUACAGGGCCAUUCGUUCAGUCCAUUGGGAUACUCCCAUCCAAUUCUUCGGCGGCCACUACCAUAUCCGGGACUACCGCAAGUUUGACACCGGCUCCUACGGCCUUGCCAGCGGUCGCUUUAUGGAGACUAUUGGCUUUCAGUCGAUCGACGGUCUCUCUACAAAUACCAGCCGUUCCGCAAGCGCAAAUCCCACGUUCUUCAGAAGAUACAUCGAUAACAAUUUAUACUCAUUGUACCACCAUUCUGGUCAUAAUGAAUCGACAUUCCAUUCCGAGCGCGGCCGAAACAUUACGGAAGCAAUCGGGGAAGCUCGCGAGGCCCUCGAUCUGGAUAGAACCUUUGGCUGUGCUCCAAAGGAUCUGUGGAUGAGUCGAGCGCCUUAUCCAAGCAACAAUAGCAUCUACUCGUGGCUGGAGCAAGAGGUGUUUCCCGGCAUUGUAAGCGACACCAGACGGGUCGAUAGGCCCCGCCUCGUCAUAUCGAACACUGGAGCAAUCCGAUUUGACAUCUUCCAAGGACCAUUUACCAAGGAUUCGACCUAUAUUAUCAGUCCGUUUACAAGCGGAUUCCACUAUAUCAAGGACGUGCCUUACACUAAAGCCAAACAUCUCAUCAAUAUGCUGAACCGCGGGGGGCCAAUUUUUGAGAAUGUCGAUCAAUCAUAUGCCAUGUGGAAAAUGGCCCCUCCCGAACAAAUUGGUGUGAAAGAAGACAUCAUCUCAUCUGAUGACAAAAAUGGCCACUCGCAAAUCUCUCUCUCGGAUGAUGGUCGCAACAGUCUGACGCCGGGCUACACCACGCACGACGACUUGGGUAACGAUGGAGAUGAUACGAUCCAUUCCCCGAUAUCCUUCUACGUCGUCCCCAACUGUAUCCAGUCAACCAUCAACCCGCAACCAAACAGCAUAAACCUCGACAAAGACCAAGAUGUUGUCGUGGACGUCGUCUUUAAUGAAUUCAUCGAGCCAUGGGUCAUCUUAGCCUUUAGGUUCCUGGGGCUCGAAUACUCGGACGACGACGUGGACCAGUAUAUGCCCGGAGACAAUCUGACGACCUUGAUCGCCAAGUGGGUCGCGGAGAAUUGGAAGGUCAAUUGCAAGGUGUGA